Perca fluviatilis (European perch) is the source of this 2613-nucleotide messenger RNA. RefSeq names its product target of Nesh-SH3-like. Gene Ontology annotation, biological process: positive regulation of cell-substrate adhesion; extracellular matrix organization. The transcript has 23 exons. NCBI's taxonomy places the organism in Eukaryota, Metazoa, Chordata, Actinopteri, Perciformes, Percidae. The record is from RefSeq and is a predicted model, not a curated record. Gene Ontology annotation, molecular function: protein binding. The coding region runs from base 139 to 2613 and encodes 824 amino acids.
CCUAACUGUGCUCAGACGCUUAGUGAAGUUGUCUUCAGCUUCUGAUUCUUCAUCAUCAUCAUCCUCAUCCUCUUCUUCUGCAGCUGUGAGAUUUAGGAGCUCUUCUUCUUCAUCAUCAUCAUCUUCUUCUUCUUCACGAUGGCGAGCUGCGCCCUGCGAGGCGUCCUGCUGUUGCUCGGGGCGACCAGUCUCCUCGCCGUUGGCCCGCUGCCACCAAUCAGAGCGCGGCGCCAGAACAUGAGGGUUCGGAUCCAGGCCACGGCCGACACCAUCGUGAUGACCUUCGUGCGCCCGAGCCCCGAGGUGAAGCUGGAGGGAUACAUCCUGGGAUACGGCAGCAGCGUCUUCCCCAAACAGUUCAUCCAGCUACCGGAGAACGGACGGUCCUACGAGACGGAGAUAGAUGCAGAACCCAAAUACCUGGUGGCCGUGCAGCCAAUCCCGGUCAACGACGUCAAGAAACACUGCACAGGGCAGGUGGACCUGGAGAAGCCUCUGCAGCUCCUGAUUGGCUCGGUGAGUCCCAGCGCGGUGCUGCUGUCCUGGAGGAACUCCCUGAAGACGCCGUACAGCCAGGACAUCAUGGACCAGUGUCUGGAGGACGGGUUCUACACGGUCCGGUACCGGCAGAGGAACAGGAAGUGGACCUACCAGACGUGUCCGACCGGCGACAUGGUGAUCGACCACCUGGAGCCCAACACGCCGUACGAGUUCGCCGUGCGGUCCAACACCGGGGGACGCAGCGGCGCCUGGAGCAGACCGGUCAUACACAGCACCAGCAUGGGAGAUAAGACCAAACCGAAGCCAUAUAAACUGCGUAAUCCUCUGGCCAAGCCGCUGAAACCUCUGGUGUCUCGCGGCCUGUUCCCCCCCCGGCUCGCUCUUCACAACAGGACCAGACUCUCAACACUGACCAAAACCUCUGGAGCUCCUCACACUUCUCAUGCCUUACUUCCUGCAGCGCCGCCUGAGAGCCGCCAGGAGACGCUCCCAUUGGCCGGCUCUGCCGAGCCCAAACCGCCCCGCGACCCCAUCGACAGAGGAAACGUCGUAACAAACGAGACCAAUCGACCAGCUGAUCCACUUCCUGUCUUCCCCCAACUCCUGCCCCCCCAAGCCCCCCCUCCUCCUCCCGCCAUCACCACCCCCCCCCUCCCUAAAUUACCGUCCAAUGGCGGCUCACUUCCUGGGCAGACGGCGUCCAAUCAGGCGCCAGAGACGCCGCGUAAACCUGCUGCUGUCGGCCAAUCACAGGACGGCUCGUCGCUGCUGAGGUCCGCUCUGGCCAAUGAGAGAGCCAGAACUAACAGCUUGGGUCAAAGCAGCAGCCGAAACGCGUCGCCACGACUACCGGUGCAGCCCUACAGCCCGUCGGCUACAGCGGUUGCCAGAUCCCUGAGACCGGCCUCCAGAAACCCCCUUUUACCUCUCAGACACACUCGCCCUACUAACGGACAGCUACCCCGCGGCUACCCGCCUAAACCCGCCAUAUGGUCCCGACCACGCCAGGGGUUGCCGGUGCGCCCGUCCGUAUCGAUCAACAAGAAGCUGAACCAAGUGGGAGAAACGGCCGCUGACAAGGUGAACAACUUUAAGCAGACCGACCGGCUGGUGGUCCUGAAACCUAAAGUCCUGCUGGCGACCGCCAAGACCCCCAAACCGGACCGGAAACCCACCACCACGGCACCGCCAAGCACCGCCGCGAGUCGCCAGGAGAGCUGGGAGGACUCUGAGCUCUUUAAAUCCCAGCCGGCCUCCGACGUCGAUGCUCUGGGGAAGAAACGUUACGUUGCUCCUCAUGUGAUCUACCAAACGGGGAAGAAACCAGACGAGCCGUGCUCCAUCACUUCCUCUCUGAGCUUCUUCCCAUUGGACGGGCCGGCCGAGGCCAACGUGACGGCCCCCCCGAGGUCCCCCCCCUCCAACCUCACCGUGGUAACGGUGGAGGGGUGCCCCUCCUUCGUCAUCCUGGACUGGGACAAGACCGACAACGACACCACCGAAUAUGAAGUGAUCUCCACGGCUAAGGGACCGGACGGUGAGAAGGUCUCCAUCCUGACCACGGACCAGACCCACACCACCGUAGAGAACCUCAAACCGGAGAGCAGUUAUGAGUUUAAAGUGAAGCCCAAGAACGAGCUCGGGGCCGGACCUCCUAGUGAGCCUGUUACCUUCAGCACAGAGUCAGCUGAUCCUCGAGUCAGUGAGAACGUUUCAGGUAAAGAUGCCAUCUGGACCCAGUUCCCCUUCAAGACGGACUCGUACUCCGACUGCCACGGGCAGCAGUACGUGAAGAGGACCUGGUACCGCAAGUUUGUUGGUGUCCAGCUCUGCAACUCUCUCCGUUACAAGAUCUACCUUAGUGACUCUCUCAAUGGGAACUUCUACAACAUCGGGGACCAGACGGGCUUCGGCGAGGACCACUGUCAGUUCGUGGACUCGUUUCUGGACGGCAGGACCGGACGCCAGCUCAGAGCAGACCAGCUGCCCCCCAGACCUGGUACCUGUCUCCCACACCCUGUCUUCCUCACACUGUCUCCCUCACACUACCUGGUAACCCCUCCAGUCUCCCUCACCCUGUCUCCCUCACCCCGUCUCUGGCCACUGGGUUAG